AUCACUGACUAUGCUAACUUGAGCAUUGGAGACAUUGUUUCUGGUUACAUUGGUCAAGUGCACAACAACCGGGACUUAGAGAUUGACAUGGUAAAGCAGAUACAGCAAAAAUCUGAGGCUACCUGCAAAAAAUUCAAAGCUGAAAUCUCUGAGCUGAAGAACCGCCUGAAGACUCAGGAAACUGAGACCCGGAAGGCCAACGCCAAAUUUGAGUUCAGUGUUGCUGCACAAGAGAAGCUGAAGAAGAAGUUUGAAACCGAAAGGAAGACUUGGGCCGAGGAGAAAGCUGCUUUGGUCAGCCGGGCCGAACAGGCGGAGGCUGCUCUGAUGGAGAGAACCGCCGAACUCUCCGGCUUAAAGCGCCAUGUGUCACAGAUGGUCGCCGCAAUCUUCGGUAAGUCAUUCUGCAAGCCUUUAACCAGCCUACAUUUUUUAUGUCUUAUAAGUCCCACCAUUAUCAUUCAGCUCCCCUGACUGUGUUAAACAGGUCCCAGAAGCUCCAACCUCAAUCAGAAUGUUCUGACCAAAUUGAAAGCCGUGUACACCUUGGUGGAGCAACUCUACAUCGGGUCACAGUGUGCUUUGUCCGUUGUGGCCCUGUCCAAUGAGGUUCCGACUCACCUGACGGACGUACUUCGGCGGCUUGCCAUUCUUCCUCAGUGCUUCCAAGAGCUACGACGGGCCUCUGCAAGAGCCGGAGCCAUAGCUGCUCUGAGCCGGGCCAAGGCUUUCCUCCCGGAGCUAGAGCCGACGGAGAUCGCGCUUGGAUACCCCAGCCUGAAGGAAGACGGGACCCCCUUCGAUCAGAAAGAUUUCGCCGCUUGUGUGAAGAGCGUACGCCCGGUGGCCACCCAGAUUUGGAAUGACACCGACCUUACCAAGUAUCAGCCGGGCUACGACG
This is a messenger RNA of Aegilops tauschii subsp. strangulata, 901 nucleotides long. NCBI's taxonomy places the organism in Eukaryota, Viridiplantae, Streptophyta, Magnoliopsida, Poales, Poaceae. The record is from RefSeq and is a predicted model, not a curated record.